Messenger RNA from Osmia lignaria (orchard mason bee), 577 nucleotides. The record is from RefSeq and is a predicted model, not a curated record. Lineage: Eukaryota; Metazoa; Arthropoda; Insecta; Hymenoptera; Megachilidae.
AAAACGACAACGAAUUUCCAUCGACGAGCACUCGAACGCCAGACUAACGAUGCGCGACGAGUGUUCAUUAGUUAUUCCCGGGUCGCAACGCGGCUGUGCUUCGUUUUUUCUUCGAGCAACGAUCCUUUCGAUAAGUUUUUUCAAAAUUUCUUCUACCCCGAGAAACGUCCCUCGACACGCAGAUGGUUAGAAGAGAGUGCCAGUUCAGACAGUGCGAGCUGGGAUCAUCGGGAGAGCAACGGACGAUUUCCGGUUUACAAGUGGUCCGAGAUUUGUAUCAUCAUUGGAACGUUUCGGGGGCUAAUGUGGGUCUAAUCGUGGGAACCGGUUUAUCGUUGGAAAUUAGGUCACGUGCCUCGUAUGGAAAGUCAACGUUGAAUCGUGUGGGUGUCAUGCACGAAUACCCCGCUGAUCCAAACACUCGCGACACGCAUGAAUUACGACAGGAAAGCCCGCCUUCCGGAAUUCCAACACGGCGAAACGGCAACCUCACCUUCUCCAUCUGUCACGUGUACCGUAAUGUUCAAAACUCUUACGACACUUGUUAAAUUUAAUUAAACGUCAGCUGUUCGUUCAA